Molecule: messenger RNA, 216 nt
Organism: Colletotrichum tamarilloi
Lineage: Eukaryota; Fungi; Ascomycota; Sordariomycetes; Glomerellales; Glomerellaceae
Exons: 2
Coding region: 1-216 (71 amino acids)
Source: RefSeq, a predicted model, not a curated record
AUGGGAUCGUCACGCAAAAACAACCAGCCCGCUCCCGCCCCUCCUUUCUCCGUGGACGAGGAGACAUCAAGCACGACCGCCCGCUGCGGUUCGCCAUCCAGAUCGAAGUCGAAGACUACGAAAACCAAUAAGGCUGUCCAGAGGAAGGGCAAGAAGAGUAGCAAGGAUGAGCACGUAGACGAGGAUUUGGCCUUCAUGGGAGCACACUUCUCGUAA